Molecule: messenger RNA, 1781 nt
Organism: Closterium sp. NIES-67
Lineage: Eukaryota; Viridiplantae; Streptophyta; Zygnematophyceae; Desmidiales; Closteriaceae
Source: the annotation of a GenBank genome assembly
AGUGCAGGGGUUGAGAUUAGAGAGUCCCUCGGUGCAGGCUAGGCUUUAGUUAGCUUCUCCGCAUCGCUGGUAGCGCGGGUUAGCAAGGGAUCGGAGCUCCUUUGCUCGCACUGAAUGCCGGUCCUGAGCCGCCUGCACCGCCUGCCAGCCAUGAUUGCUCUUCGCACGCCAUUCCGUCUCGGAGCAAUCCAAUCGCCAGCGACGUCAUUGUUGCCUGCCAGCGUCGCAUCGACCUCGCCUAGAAUAUUGAAUCCCGUCGCACGGCUUCUACGAUCGUCGCACGAUCAGUCCCUUCUGCUAGCAUCUAGACCGUUCCUUUCAUCCACGCCGUCCAUAACCCCCGUUACACGCCACAGACCCUUAACCGGCAAAUCAGACGGCUGUAGAACGCUCUGCUCGUCAAUACGAGCAGCAGCGUCCAGCGCGGAGGGCGGAAUUAGCGGCGUGUCGGUAGCUGAAGCAGCUCCGGCGAAAGGCGAUGCUUCGGUGGCUGGGAAGGGAACGGCCGAGCCGACCGUUGCGGCCGAGGCUAGUGGAUCAGAAGCGAGCGAGGGGAAGGCUGCUGUGAGGAAGCGCCUCGUUUCGGGCGUGCAGCCGACGGGCAGCAUCCAUCUGGGGAACUACCUGGGCGCCAUCAAGAACUGGAUCCCCCUGCAGGACGAGUGCGACACCUUCCUCUUCGUGGUCGACCUGCAUGCAAUCACCCUACCCCACGACGUUGCGGACCUUUCCCAGGCAUCCCGGACUGCUGCUGCCAUCUACCUGGCGUGUGGCGUGGACCCAGCAAAGGCGACGGUGUUCGUGCAGUCGCACGUGCGUGCGCAUGCCGAACUGACGUGGCUGCUGUCGUGCACCACGCCCAUCUCGUGGCUCAACAAGAUGAUCCAAUUCAAGGAGAAGGCGCGCAAAGCGGGCGAGGACGUGGGAUCGGGGCUGCUCACCUACCCGCUCCUCAUGGCCGCGGAUAUCCUGCUCUACCAGUGCGACGUGGUGCCAGUGGGCGAGGACCAGAGGCAGCACCUGGAGCUCACCAGAGACGUGGCAGCGCGGAUCAACAACCUCUACGGCGGCAGGAAGUGGAAGAAACGCGGAGGGCGGGGCGGCCGGGUGUUCAAGGUGCCGGAGGCCAUGAUCCCCCCUGCUGGCGCGCGCAUCAUGUCACUCACGGAUGGCACUGCCAAGAUGUCCAAGUCAGCCCCGUCCGACAUGUCGCGAAUCAACCUGCUCGACCCCCCUGAUGUGAUCGCCAACAAGGUCAAGCGCUGCAAGACAGACAGCUUCACGGGCAUGGAGUUUGGCAAUCCGGAGCGGCCCGAGUGUCAGAACUUGAUGUCAAUUUAUCAGAUCGUCACGGGGAAAUCCAAAGAGGAGGUGCAGCAGGAGGUGGAGCCGUUGAGCUGGGGGCAGUUCAAGCCGCUGCUUGCAGACGCCCUCGUCGCGCACCUAGAGCCAAUCCAGAAGCGGUACAAGGAGGUGACAGCAGAUGCGGCCUAUCUGGAUGGGGUCCUGGCGGAGGGAGCGGCACGAGCCGGUGAGAUUGCUGACCGCACACUAAGGGACACUUAUGAUGCCCUAGGAUUCAUGGCUCCUCCACGUAGAUAGUAGUACAUCAGCGUGGUGCGUACAUAGGUAGUUCUGGAAUUGCAGCCCCUUGUCAGCUGGUGUUGCGAACUCGACGAAAUCAUGUAUAUCCUCUGGUCUAGAUUUUCAUCUUAAAUUAGGUAUGCGACACCUGAUUCCAAAUGUUAGGUUGUAGUGGUUGACGUAAUACGGAGUAAGCC